AUGUCAUCGACAGCAGCUGGGUUCAGAAGCCUUGACAGGAUGGCACCGGACCUUGCGGUCAAUCCUUCGUUGUUGGGGAGGGUGCGGCUGGAGAAGUCUGUGCACGAACCACGAGCUGAUGCAGCAGAUGCAAUCGUGGAUAAAGACAUGGAGACCCUCGCAGACAUGCUUGGAGACUCCGAAUUGGUGGAGCGCUUCCGUUCCUGGUCGAUGUCUUGGAAAAUGGUUCGGACGUUGAGGCUGUUGGCAGAGCAAGCUGCGAGAUGCAUUGAUUAUGCUGCUUUGGGUCACGGCUUUCCUCCUCAACAUCCAGUGGAUCGUCUUACGUACCGAGAGGGCAAGCACUCUUCCUUCGAGAAGUCUCAGCAACGCUCGAAUGAGUCCGCAGAAGCAGUGCGAAAGCUUUGCAAGACUCGCCCAAGCGAGGAUGCAAUUUGCUCCCAAUUUGUUCGCGAGAUUGGCUGUCAAACAGAGAGUAUUGGACCUGUAUCGAUGGACGGUGUCCUAUUGGCGCUUGAGAACGAGCUGUUGCUCCCCCUACGCUCUUUGAACGAAGGGCGGCAGUGGAUGUACCAGACACUGUCCAAGGCGCCACUUCCGACGGCAGAGAUCGAUCGGGUGGUGCAGGAGAUCACGCAAAGUGUGCUCGAGAACAAGUACAAGUUCUGGCGCUACAACAACCCCGUGGGUCAACGCCAGCUGGAAGGUCUCUCUCAGAACCAGCUUGACAUCUGGCAGGAAGCGUCCUGCGGCUGGGUGAAGCUAGAGUCCGGCACCAUCAAAAUCCACGAGGAUGAGGACAACGAGCUGGGCUUGUUCUGGGCCACCAAAAUCGGGGGCCCAUCGCAUGGUUUUGAUGUGGAGGCUCAGUGCCACUUGCCCCUGCUUGCCAAUGCGAGAUCCAAAGUGAUUCUUGUCAGCGAUCCAAGCUACCCGCAUCAUCCAGUGGGUCGUGCCCAUUUCAAGAUGCUUUGGACUGCGAAGAACCAGCCGCUGCUUUGGCUGGAGAAGGUCAACAAAGACUUCCGUGCUGAUGUCGACACAGGACUUUGGUCGGCUGCGGUGCUAAUGCAUGCAGCGAAGAAGGCCAAGGUCAUGGGAGUCGCGCUAUUUUGCGAUCCGUCGGUGAGUACCGUCCUGGCCAGUGUGGCGGCCAGCCUUGACCAAUCGCCUGUGGUCGUCCAGGUGCAGGAGAGGAUUGUUCUCCGGCCCUCAAACGGUGUCACGGAAGCAUCCGACUACUUGACGAACAAGCAUGAUUGGCUCCAGUGCGAGGAGGAAGUGACCGGCGCUGUGCUUCGCGCGGUGUAUGUGCCACCAGGUGCGGAGAUGCCAGAUGCAGAGCCGGAAGCACGCUCGAUCCGCCGAUCCGCCAUAGCUGCCAUAGCCGUUCUCGGUGUCAACUGCGUGGAGUGCACACGCCGGUUUGCUCUUCUUUGUGUCCUUGCUUCACGGGGUGUGGAGAGUGCUACGUGCUCGCUGGGCCGAGAUUCAAGGGCAUCGAUCAAUAUGGGGCAGCAUGGCGACACCAUGAAGCCACCACUUCUGAAGUACACCAAUCUGCGCGACUAUCAACGGCAGCAUCUGGAUGACGACAAGGAGUCUCUUGAAUACAUGAUGUCCGAACACCUGCGUAUGGGGGGCGUCUACUGGGGUGUUAGUGCGAUGGCACUCCUGCGACGGCUGGACAAUGAGAGGCGAGACAGCAUUGUAGAAUGGAUCCUGAGGUGUCGAGACCCCAAAACACCCGGAGGUUUCGGGCCGAACGUGGGACACGAUGCCGACAUCACGGCAACCCAUUAUGCUUUGCUUGUCCUUUGCAUUUUCGACGCCACGGACAAGUUGGACAGAGAAGGCGUGGUCGCUUUCAUUGCUGGUCUGCAACAGAGUGACGGCUCGUUUGCUGGGGAUCACUGGGGUGAGGUUGAUGUGAGGUUUGCAUACUGCGCUCUUUCUGCGCUAACGAUUCUGGAUGCCCUCGAUAGCAUCGAUGUGGAUGCUUGUGUCGGAUGGAUUCUGCGCUGCAUGAACUAUGAAGGUUCCUUUGGGCCGGUGCCGCGUGCGGAGUCUCAUGCGGCAUACGUUUUCUGCGCUGUGCAGGCACUGGCCCUUGUUGAUGCCCUUGGUGCGAUCGAUGUCGACCAGCUUGGUUGGUGGCUAUGCGAGCGGCAGACUCCCAGCGGUGGCUUCAAUGGUCGGCCUGAGAAGGCUCCUGAUGUAUGUUACAGCUGGUGGAUCCUCUCAGCGCUGGCUACGAUCGACCGGGUGCACUGGAUUGAUGUGGAGAAGCUGGCCGACUUCAUCAUUGCUGCGCAAGACGGGGAGGAUGGUGGCAUUGCCGAUCGUCCUGGUGAUGUGCCAGACGUCUUCCACACCUUCUUCGGACUUGCCGGGCUGUCCCUGAUGAGGCGGGUGGACCUGGCUCCCAUCCAUUGCGUUUAUGCACUCCCGCUGGAGGUUGUAGAAAGGAUGAAGCUUCCCCCCAUCUUGCCGAUGUACGACAGCAGGUGA
This is a messenger RNA of Symbiodinium sp. CCMP2456, 2511 nucleotides long. NCBI's taxonomy places the organism in Eukaryota, Dinophyceae, Suessiales, Symbiodiniaceae. The record is from the annotation of a GenBank genome assembly.